AUGUAGAGUGAAUAGCAUCGCUUAAGUACAAAUUCAAGUGGAUCAGUCGAUAUUGGUCUACUCUUAAAAAAGUACAAAUAAGCAAACACAAAAUUGAGCCCAUUGCCUCUGGAAAAAUUUGAAUAGGUAGCUUUAGAUAGUAAUAUUGAUCUCUUGCAACAAUUGCCAGACAAUGAUCUUACCCAAUUUUUAGGGUUUAAAGAACUCAAUUAAGGGGCUGUUAGCGAAUUGAAACGCUCUUUAUUACAAUCUAAACGGAUGUGGAACAAUUAUAGUCAGUCCUUAUUUACUGAGGAAUAGUAAGAUCAGCCAAAAUAUUACACUUCUAGAAAAAUGCAAUUAAUACACAAUAGAGACACUUUUAGGCAAAUCAAAGAAAAAUACAAGAAGCAAGAAGAAACACAAAUUGAGGAAGUUAGAAAAUACUUUCAGAAAAUAUAAUCAAAAAGUCCAGGAGUCAAAUCAUAUCCUUCAAUGCAAUAUUAAGACCUAUAGAGAAUUGAAUAAAUACGCAAACAGAUAAGGUAAGGCAAUCAAAGCGAAUUAAUAACUAAAAGUAAGGAUGCUGAACAAUUAUAGAGGAGAUUAAAUGAAUCGUUAAUCAACGAAAUUAAAAUAAAGAAACAAUGUGUGUACAUCUACAAAGAUACAAAUUUAAAUUGGUAGCCAUGCUCAAGAAAUGCUAGUACAAUGCUCUCAUAUGAUCAUAAAUUAUAUUUAUACGGAGGAGCAGGAUCUAAGCAAGCAGAGGACUUUUGUUACGCUAACAUUGACAAACAAAAAUAUAAAUGGAAUCAAAUUAAACUGGACGAAAAGUCAUCUAAUGGUUAUAGAGGAAAUCAUUCAGCAGCAAUCUAUAGGAAUUUCAUGAUCAUCUUUGGUGGUGAAGUGCACUAGGUUAUCAAUGAUAAACGAAUAAGCAGUGAAAUAACCAGUGACAUUAAAAUAGUAAAUCUAAUUACCAACGAACUUAAAGUUUUAAAGUAAACAGGAAUCAUACCUCCUCGAAAAUGUCAUAUAGCCGAAGUCAUUGGAAGAAAUAUGAUUGUCUAAGGAGGGAUUGAUCUCAAGGGUUAAUAUUUAAGAGAUGUAAUUGCCUAUGAUAUAGUCACUCAAAGAUGGUCAUAAGUCUUAACAGAACAACAUGUAUGCUUUCCCGAUGGAGUUGCAUUCCACAAGUCUUGUGCAGUCUUCCAUAACACUUAAAUAGAAUUAUAUAAAAAUGAUCCUGAAGUUAAGUUUAAUUAUUAGGGAGUUUUUAUCUUCGGCGGCUUUGAUAAGAAUGGCCAUUACCUAGACAAACUUAUUAAAAUUGAUAUCACUGCUAAACCUAUCAAUUUUGAACAAGUAUAGACUAAAGGACUUUCACCCAUUGGUCGUUGUUAACAUUCUAUGAAUUAUUUAGAGUAGUAUCAAGUCAUAGUUAUUUAUGGAGGCAAGAACGAUGAUCUUAAUAUAAAUGGGUUUUUAAAUGAUAUUCAUUUGCUUGACAUGAAAUCUUUGACUUGGAUCAGUGUGGAAAUUAAAGGGUCUUAAGUUGCAGGCAGAUGUGGACACAGUGCUGCUUGUAUCGAUUCAAAGUUAUACGUUUUUGGAGGUUGUAAUUAUUCAGGUUUUCUAAAAAGUGAUCUGCUAGUAAUUGAACUAGAUCCUAUAUCAGCCUAAUAAUUUGGGUAGUAGGAUGUAGUUGUUGAAAAACCAAUAAAGUCUCAAUUAAAAGUAACAUUCAAAAAACAAAUUCAUAAAGAUCAUCUCACUGAAAUUAAAGAGAAAAUAGAUUAAAUAUGUUUAAGACCUUAAAAAUAAAGUCUCUUUUUACCGAAGCCGAGAAGAUUAAGUGAUUUACUGAACUCAUUGAAUUUGAAAGAACUUAUUUAACCAAAUUAAUAAGAAAAAGAUAGAGAUAGAGAAAAAGAUUAAUAAUAAAAAUCAAGUAGAGGUUCUAAUAGACAAUCACCAAGGAAAGAAACCCCUAGAAUGCCAAUCAAAAACAUUAAAAGAACUAUGACCACUAUUGUUAAUUCAAAUUGA
Paramecium tetraurelia is the source of this 2031-nucleotide messenger RNA. RefSeq lists its product as uncharacterized. NCBI's taxonomy places the organism in Eukaryota, Ciliophora, Oligohymenophorea, Peniculida, Parameciidae. Gene Ontology annotation, molecular function: protein binding. The transcript has 4 exons. The record is from RefSeq and is a predicted model, not a curated record.